This is a messenger RNA of Cloeon dipterum, 4857 nucleotides long. It is a transcript of the gene Ptpmeg, whose product is annotated as protein tyrosine phosphatase Meg. Gene Ontology annotation, cellular component: cytoskeleton. Gene Ontology annotation, molecular function: protein tyrosine phosphatase activity; protein binding. The transcript is spliced from 18 exons. Bases 536 to 3133 code for a protein of 865 amino acids. Gene Ontology annotation, biological process: protein dephosphorylation. Lineage: Eukaryota; Metazoa; Arthropoda; Insecta; Ephemeroptera; Baetidae. The record is from RefSeq and is a predicted model, not a curated record.
GUUUUGACCGUGGACUGGCGGAGCAGCAAAAGCAAAUAAUUCGAGUAGGGGAAUAAUAUUAAUUCGAAAUUGAUGCUUUUGCACCGAAGGAAGGCGCAAUUCGAUAGAGAAAUUAUUAAUAUUGGCCAGAUCUGCUGAAUGGACGUCGGCGUCAAUGCUUGAUCGAGGAUGUCCCGGCUUCUGCAGGACGAGGUGUGCCUCAGGGUGCAGGUCUAGUGCGGGCAGCAUUCGCAGACUCGGCCUUGGAUUUAUUUAAAUUUCGCAACACAUCGGACCAUUCGGUGUAUGUACCUCAGCAAUCUCGCCCAGCCAGUUUUCUUCAAGUGACAAUAAUGAACUUCCUUGAACGCAAUUAUUAUUUUUCAAGGGACGUCCUUGCUACACACAAGUGUGCCUUUUCCGCGAAGCAGUGAAUGAUGAGAACUGGCCGUCAUCUGCAAUCAGCAGGCAGCGGUGAAUGGAAUAGAGGCAGAACAUUGACAAGGAGCCACCGACCCCAUUCAAGCUGGAGCAGUUGACACAGAGGGGUCGCAGCAUGAUCGAGAACAUCUCGAGGAGGGCCUUCGGUGGCUCCAGUGGCACCUACCAUGUACGGGCCUCGGAGCGCGAGAGGGACAGAAACCUCAAGUUCCUCACCGCCAAGGUUACUUUCUUGGACGACACGUUGGAAUCCUUCCAGCUUGAUAAAAAAGCGAAGGGGCAGGAGUUGCUGGACAAAGUUUUUCAGCAUUUGGAGCUCGUGGAGAAAGACUAUUUUGGUUUGCAGUUUUCAGACAAUGGCAACCCUCCUUCGUCUUCCAAUGGGGACUCCAUGAGAUGGCUCGAUCCAAUAAAACCAGUGAAAAAGCAGCUGAGACACAAUCACCUCUACUUUCGAGUAAAGUUCUAUGUGACUGACCCUAGCAAGUUGCACGAGGAGUACACCAGGUACCACUUCUUCAUGCAGCUGCGCAGGGACAUUCUGGACGCAAAACUGGUCGUUCCUGCCAGCAUCGCGUGUCUUCUGGCCAGCUACAUCGCUCAAUCCGAGAUAGGAGAUUACAACUCAACCGACCACUUGCCCGGGUAUCUCAGCCCGCUGUCAUUGAUUCCAGGCCAGAACGAAGAAAUGGAGAAGAAAAUCGCUGAAUUGCACAAACUGCACACGGGUCAAACACCGGCAGAUGCGGAAUUUAAUUUUUUGGAUCAGGUUAAGAGACUGGAUAUGUAUGGAGUUGAUCUUCACAAAGCAAUGGAUGACGCUGGAAAGGAAAUUCAGCUGGGAGUCACAUCUCUGGGGUUGGUUGUUUUCCACAAUGGCAUUAGGAUAAAUCUGUUCUCGUGGUCCAAAAUAAUCAAGAUCUCCUUCAAGCGCAAGCAGUUCUUCAUCAGUCUUCGUCGAGAGCCAUGUGAGGAAUACGACACAAUCCUAGGUUUCAACAUGCUGAGCUACAGGUCUUCCAAGAACCUUUGGAAGUCUUGUGUGGAGCACCACACCUUCUUCCGCCUCCACACACCUAGGGCCAGGACCAGACGAUUUGUCUUCACUUUGGGAUCCAAAUUCCGAUAUUCUGGUAGAACUGAAUACCAGACGGUGGAGGAGUGCAAGAGACGUGCUAGAUUGGAGCGAACAUUUAUACGGUCUCCAAGCAAGAAAAUGGCUCGCCACACUGUUCCUAUUUGUGAGGAGAAACAGAAAUCGGUGCUGUCCUCCGCACGAACUCCUCGCGUUUACGAUAAUAAAGUGCAGUCCCUCGGGCGAGAACCCAAGAAGGCGUGGGAGGACACCGCUCAGUCAGACGACGAGGGAGGAUUUCUGGAGACGCUGAAGCUGCCCCGCACGAUCGACUAUAUCGACGUUCCAGAUUCGGAACGACCGGCUUUUGAUAUUCCUCCAUAUAUUGAAGCCCACGAGGACUCGCUUGUGAAAAUCCGCAUCAGCCCCGACACCGAUGGCAGAUUUGGAUUCAACGUCAAGGGUGGCUCUGACCUGGGCUUGCCCAUUUUGGUGUCGAGAGUGGCACCAAACACGCCGGCAGACCGAUGCUAUCCAAGGCUGAAUGAAGGAGAUCAGGUUUUGCUGAUUAAUGGAAGGGAGACGACUGGUCUGACUCAUGACCAAGUUGUGAAUCUGAUACGAACAUCAGGCGACUCUCAGAGUUGCGAACUAGUCCUCACAGUGCGGCCUAAUGUUUAUGAAACAAGAGAUGCAGAGGAGCCUGCAUUCCAGUAUGUCCCCGACGUUCCACACGUUCCUUCAGCAGUUCCCAAUGCAGACGCCCUUGCCGAAUCUAUUCUGCUGCUGGCUGAAACGCUUGAGAGUGGAUCGGCCAUGCAGCAAUUUGAGCAGCUUUAUAGAAAGAAGCCUGGACUUGAGGCAGAAGAGUCAAAAAAGGCGGAUAAUGUUAACAAGAACCGAUACAGGGAUAUAUCUCCAUAUGACGCUACACGUGUGAUUCUCACUGACUGCGAAAGCGGCGACUACAUCAACGCAAACGUCGUCAACAUGGAGAUUCCAGGCUCGUGCAUAAUAAAUCGUUACAUAGCGACACAGGGUCCCUUGCCGACCACUGUUGGUGAUUUCUGGCAUAUGGUGUUUGAAUCUCAAUGCACGCUGGUGGUAAUGCUGACCACCGUGGUGGAGCGCGGCAGGGUCAAGUGCCACAAGUACUGGCCUUCGUCUGGAGAGGCGCCGCUUGAACUUAAUUCGCUGCAGGUCACGUGCAUUCAGGAGAAUGAAGACGAAAGCUUUGCUUUCAGAGAGUUCACUCUUAAAAAUUCUAAGACUGGAGAGGAGAGACAGAUUUCUCACAUGCAGUACCUUGCCUGGCCUGAUCAUGGUGUGCCGGACGAUUGCACCGAGUUCAUCAACUUCUGUAAAAAAGUGAGGCAAGCUCGCGUGGGCUCGUCUGAACCAGUUGUGGUGCACUGCUCUGCUGGCAUCGGACGAACAGGCGUGCUUGUACUUAUGGAGACGGCCAUGUGUCUCAUCGAAGCCAACGAGCCUGUGUACCCGCUCGAUAUCGUCCGCACGAUGAGAGACCAGCGCGCCAUGAUGAUCCAGACACCUGGUCAAUAUCGAUUUGUCUGCGAAAGUGUGCACCGAGCAUACCAAGAAGAAACAGUGAAACCGUUGCCCGAAUACAAGAGGUAAUAAUGUUGCUUGUCCGUCGUUCAAAAUUUUUGAGGCCUUAUUUUCACUACGCCAACCAAAAGAGGCAUCUAAAAACAGUCGAAAAUAACAAUUAAUAUGUUUAGACACAAGGAAAAACAAUGAAUGGAGGACAACUAUUUUGUUCUAAGCAUUUUUUACACCGUUAGUAUCCUACUGUAGAUAUGUGUGUGCCUCUAUUUUGAACCUAAGGAGUCAAAUAUAACACAUCAAAAUAGAUGAGUGAUAAUAACAAUCACACUGAAUAAUUAUCUCAAAACCGGAAUGUUGGUUGGUACGUUAUUAAUAAUCAUACGGAUGCUCGCUUCGUAAUAAUUUUGCAUUAAGCCGAUCGAGGCCAUUUCCAAGUAGUAUCCAUUCAAUCCGACUCACAAAUUUCUCUUGCUUAUCGUAGGAGAAUGUUUUUGUGGACUGCAGGUUGCUUCCUUAUAAAUAAUAUGAGAGAAUGCAGUGUAAAUUGACUAUAGUUUGUAACAACUAAUGUAUUUAUUCGUGAAUCAAUGUUUGUUGAUUAUCAGUAGCAACUCGUGAAAUAAUUUUUAAGGCAGCUGCUUUUCUUCAGUUUUUAUCGUAUCAAACAAGUACAAAAACUUGCCUUUUUGGAUGGAUAAACCAAAAGGAAUCAUUUUGAAUUCUGGGCCCUCACUCAACAACGAUGCAUAUCACCAUGACCCUGUUUGGAGAUAGACCUUCCAAAUGAUUCGAGAUCUCGUCAUAUAAAAACACUUGUAUCCGAAACUCCCAUUGAAAUGUGUUCUUCGCCCAGCAAUGAGAAAUGACCCAGCAACCGAUUUAGGUGUCGUCUAAAAAAUCUCUUGUACAACGUUUAACCCCUUUGCGUCCUGGUAGCUUGUGAUUGGCGCAGCAACCAAUUGAAAUUCGUCCCUGAACAAAACCGUCUUGAAACAUGUAAGUUUAGACUUGAGCCAACGUCGACCGUCCUCGAACAUUGACAACUUGUAAAUUAAAAACCAAGCGCAUUUGCAUUUCCCCCCGUUUUCCUAUUAAUUUAAAAUCAAUAUAUUGCUCCCUGUACCUGCUACUCAUUUUUAUCCUAGUGGUGUAAAAAUAAAUUAUUUCUUAAAUCCGUCUCUCUUUUCCGACAUGAAAAAUGUGGACUGUAAAUCGGAACAAACUGUCGCAGCUAUUGUAAUAUUUGUAGUUUUCUAAAUCCAUUAGUCCUCAUUGUAUAUUGGUAACGAUAAACUUCAUUCGCAACAUUUUAUCAGUUGAUGAGUUAAGAUUAUUGUAAUUUAAACCUUUCGAGUCAAAAGAAGAAAUGAACUGUGACCGUCAAUGGCAGUAUUUCAGUUUCUCAUCUUUGUGGAGUUUAAACAAAACAGUCAAAACGAAGUUAACUUUUAAUUGUAAUUUGUAAUACUUUUUGCAGCCCACGGCUCGCUUAUUUUAUUCGUUUGUACUACUAACCAUGAUAGUUGUUGCUAUGGUUUUAAUGAUAACUAUACACAAAAUACUAUUAUGUUUAUAUUGAGCUGUGAGUACCAUCUUAUUGAUACUGUGUAUUUUGCUCUUGGUUUCUAUUCAUUUCUCCGCAAAUGUGAGCACAUGCCUGACAAAAAAGCAAAAACAUGCGAAAUCCAUUAUUUCACAUCGUGCAUGUACGUAAUGCUAUAUUCUCUUCUGUACAUUGGUAAUUAUUCUAAGGGUAAUACUUCCAAUAAACGGAUCCAAACACAACCAUGGAA